This is a messenger RNA of Caenorhabditis remanei, 2064 nucleotides long. RefSeq lists its product as uncharacterized. Gene Ontology annotation, cellular component: exocyst. The coding region runs from base 1 to 2064 and encodes 687 amino acids. Lineage: Eukaryota; Metazoa; Nematoda; Chromadorea; Rhabditida; Rhabditidae. The transcript is spliced from 8 exons. Gene Ontology annotation, biological process: intracellular protein localization; Golgi to plasma membrane transport; exocytosis. The record is from RefSeq and is a predicted model, not a curated record.
AUGGGUUCAAACGAGGAUGGAUUAUUCCAGACCGAUGCUUUUUCUCCGUCAGAUUAUAUCCGAGAUCGUCUAAAAGGAGUAAAAAUCGGUGAUGAAACCCGAAAGCUUCGACAACUUCGAUCUGAGAUGAGUGCAUUAAAUCACGCAUCACAGGAGACGCUGAAAAAUAAUGUAUUCCGGAAUUAUCAACAAUUCAUUGAUUCUUCAAAAGAAAUUUCUCAUUUGGAACGAGAGAUCUACCAACUAACACACUCUCUCAUUGAACAGAAACAAGUCAUCGAAAACUUAUUAAUGAUGACUGACGACGAUAAAAAUUCAAUUCACACUGUGUCAUCACAUUCAACAACUACAUCAAAUACAAAUCCAAUUCAAAUUUUAAUGCAGAAAAUGGAAGGAAUUGGCGGGAUUCUCAAUAACAUGUCAACUUCUGAAAAAGUAAUUCUUCACGGAGAAAUGGAACAGUUUGAUGUCGAGACAAAAAAACCUGUCCAGAAGUGUAUGCUCAUUCUGCUAUCCCAUCGUCUUAUUAUUGGAAAUAUCAAUGCAGCUGGAAAAUAUGUAAUGGAAUCCACUCUUUCCCUCAAUUCCGUUGCCCCUGUUAAUGUGAAAGAUCGAGAAUCCGGAGCUGCCAAUGCUGGAAAAGUUCUGAAAUUAUUAAUUUUCCCAGAAUCGCGUUGUUACUUAUGUGAAAGUGCCAGAAUUCGAACAUUAUGGUUCGAUGAAUUAGAACAGGCAAAACGAGAAAUUCUUCAUAAAGGAAGUCUUGUUCGACAGGCAACAAUUCGAGGAAAACGGCAAACGGUUAAGGAGAGAAAAGCAGCAGCAGUGGCGGCUACAGUAAUCGAAGAGAAAUCAACUUUUCAAGAAGAAGAUGAAGAUGUUGGAGAUGAGGAGAGAAAUGAUAAUGACAUUUCCUGGCUCUCUGAAUUGCCCGCUGAAUUGGAUGAUUGUAUUGCUCAUAGAGAUUUGGAUCAAGCUGUUGAAUUGAUUCAUGAAUGGAAGCAAUGUCCAACGAAAGAUGCAGUUAUUGAUAUUCAACUUCAAAUGAGAGAAAAUACGAUUGUUCAACUUCUCAGUGAUGACGUCAGCCGCCCUGGAGCAGUACAUGGCGGGCCACGAGCAAUGAAAAAAGCUCGAACCCUUCUGACCCAACUAGGACGUGGAACUUAUGCAACCGAUGUGUAUCUAAGACGACGAAGUGCAAUGCAACGUAACGCUAUGCGUGACGUCACCGUAUCAGAGGAACCAAUAUCAUAUGUCAAACAGUUGUGUACUCUGUACGGAAAUGCAGUGUCAGACAUUGCUAAUGAGUUCCGUUCAAUGCCACAAUACUACUGUCAAGUACUUCAAUGGUGUUCAUAUGAAUUGAGUACAUUGCUAAAUCUAAUCAGAAGACAUGUGAUUGAAGUCGCACCUGCAAUUGCAGUUAUUGCAUAUACAUGGAAGAAUGUAAUGCAUACAAUGGAAGAUUUAACGGCAAUUGGUGUUCAUCUGAAUUUUGAAGUCAAUCGAUUAUUGAGUACUCCAUUGGAACGAGCACUUCAGGGAAAUUUCGAGAAUAUUUGUGACGCUGUAAAGAUGAGAAUUUCGGAAGAAAAGUGGCGACCUUAUGUUCUGGAUUCUGAAUCCGCGUUGAAUAGACUUGUUGAAGAGCUGUCAGAUGUAGGAAUCAAUGUGGAAUGGGCGAUUUCUGCCAACGAUGAGACGAAAAGUUCUCUGAAUGUUUCCCAAAAUGUGGUACACUUUGCAAGAGUGGCUCACACGCUUUCUAAGGAUUUGGCGCCUCUCAGAUUAUCCCCAAUUCAAGUUUUAUGUGAAGUGUAUGCCGAUGAACUGUGGAAAAUGUAUCUUCAACAUUUAUCAGAUAAUAUUCGAGACGGAGCGGUUUUUGCAUAUUCUACAACUUUCAUUCUUACCAUGGUCCUCCCAGUGUGCGAUAAAAUUCUCUAUGGCGAAGAGGGGGAACUGAUUCGUCUUAUCGAACAAUUUCCAAGCCUCGCUCCGUAUGCAGAUCCUUCAGAUGACGAAAAACAAAAAGACGAUGAAGAAGUUGCUCAUGUUUGA